UUGAUUGCUACUUCUUGAAGCACAUUUUUCGAUUCGAUUGCGUUGUCGGUUAGAUGAAGAAAACAGAUGCGCGAGUGAGAGAAACAAUCUGACUAGAGCUAGACAAGGAAAAAGAGCAAAACAAGAGCGCGAGCGCGGAACAAACAAAAAUUGCUCAGAAAACAGCAACAGCUCCAAACGCACACUGAAAACGUAGCUCCUGCAUAUCGUGUUGUACUGUGGAAGUGAAUGUCCGCGAAACCUCAACAAUUAGCGUUUCGAAGAUUAAACAGUGCGAAGAGUAAACAGCAGCAACAACAAAAAGCAUAUCAUCCAAACCGAUCGAAACGGCGACGCAAAUCGACUUUCCACGAGUAAAAUAGAAGUAAAGUUUUUUUUGCUAUACUACGUCGCCAUUAAGUGUCCUGUAGUGACGGAAAGGGCAGUCGCGCGAUGUGUAUUUACCAUGCGAAAGUUUUGUAGGUAGUUUAACUGUAGCGUAUUAUAUUAAAGUUCAGUUUAUUUUGAUUACGAGUGUACUAAGUAUAGUUAAUUGUGAAAUUAAUAUCCAUUUACUAAAAAAAUCUGCACAAAGGGUAGUACAAUCCAGUUAAUCGAAUGCAAUAUGCUGUGGAAAAAUCAUAACAAAGAGCUCACGAAACAACACCGUUGCGUAUGACAGAUAUUGGCACACGCACAUGUGUCAGUGUGUGUGUGCGUCUGGGCGCGUUUUUCCUCAAAACAGUGUGCACGUGCAUUAUGCAUGGAGCAGUAAAGGUUUCAACUUAACGAUUGAUCCUUGCUUGAUGCUGUUGCUGCUGCAGAAGGAACGAUGAAAGUCCAUAAACUUACUGCAUUCUAAAGAGAAGGAUCGAGUUUGAGUCGCACUGUGUGUUACGUUGAGCACAAAGCUACCAUUCGUCGGACACACCAAACAUAACAAGGAAAAGGUUCGACAUUCAAACAUCGAGGUCACAUCGCGGCAUACAAGACACAAAACACGCGAAAAGCGAAAGCUAAUCUCCUGCCGUGGAUGAGGGGGUUUGUGAGUUUUUUUUUUGUUGUUGACGAACCGCUUUUCCGCCCGCUGUCUGCCGUGGUCGUACCCCACCGGUCAGAAGGAAGUGAUUAUCCCGAGUGAAACCGUUGCAAAUUACCAGAUUUCCAGAGAAAAAGAAGCUGCAAACCGCACCGACCAGUGUGCAGUGUGAGUGAGUGAGAUGGUGGAUUGCAUCGGCGUUGCAUAGAGAAAGUAAAUUUGCAGCAUCAUUAAAAGAGGCGUCUGUGUGUGUUUGUGUCUGUGUCAGAGCAAGUGGAAAAACAUUUAAUGCCAUCAUCGCAACACGAUUCGCGUUUGUCUUCUGCGAAGAUAUUUCCGCAUGAUUUGUUAAAUACAGGACGUCACAGGAAUACGUCUAUUGCACAGAAGCAGGCUGUGAAAAUUGAAAAUAUUUCGUGUUGAAUAGGUCGAACCAAACGCUGCUAGAACGUACGCAUUAUAGUAGGCGCAUCUUGUGCAUUUUUAUAAGGAACGGCAUUUCAUUUCCACUUCACUUUGUGCCGUGACUUUACUACGACCUAAAAGGUGUUGUUAGUGCGUGGAGUACGGUUUUUACUGUGAGAAACGUUUAGAAAACAUCAAUCACGAUGCCCUUCAUCUCGAAAGAUUGGCGCUCGCCUGGAGAUUCCUGGGUGAAGACUGACGAAGGCUGGGAAAAGCUAAAGGUGCUCGAGUGUGUCAAGCGGAAAAGGUGUAUUUCGGAAUGCAGUAGUACUAGUGACACUGAACAGGAUAAUGAGAAUGGUGACAACGAAGUAGUACCACCACACUGUCACAUCACACUGAAGUGUACACGCGAGAUUGCCGGUUUCAAUGGGCUCGGUGAGGCGGUUCGGCGGUUGGAUUUUCGCAGCUCCGUACGCGAUGGUCGCCGGUUUAACUAUGUGUGUGCCCUGCUGCGUUUGCUCGUUUCCGGCAAAGGAAUCACCAGUCUUCCGGGCGGUGCCCAACGGCUUUUGCUCCAGAUGCUGGAGGAAGUGGCCACGUACGUGAGCGACUCGCAGCAGAACAUCAAUGUGUUGCGAGGUUUGGUACAGCAGCUGCGUGCGCUGCUCAAUCAAGAGAAUCAAAAGUGCUGGGGCAAACCGCUCGGCAGCCAAACUUUGUGGGCUGAACAUGUGCAAACAAUCCAGCGCAUACAGGAUAUAGCUAGUCAGAUUGAAAUUAAGGAGCCCGGUCCAAACAUUCGUCCAAAACUACACGACCUGCCCGAGGAGUGUGUACGUGAAAUCAUACUCCGAAUCACCGACUACAAGGACCUGGAAGCUUCUGCAUCCGCUUGGUCGCUAAUGGCGGCCCUUAUCUCCGAACAGCGUGUCUGGCGCGAGCUAUCACACUGUCAAUUUACCAAGCAGCAAAUCGAUGUGAUAUUAGAGAAGAUGUGUCUGCAGGAUACGAAGGAGCGACACCGCAACUGGCAGGCGAUCUAUCACGCCUUGAGAAAAAUGUACGGAGUACGUGAGGAGUUACAGUAUGCGGAAAUUUUAGCAUUCUGUCGGCUGUGUCGGUGCCUGUUCUGGCCUUCCGCUGGGCAUCCGUGUAUCGUUGACCAAUGUCCCGACUUUCGGCAACGUGUCCAGGAAGCAGGCAAUAGUAAUAACAACGAAACGCAACCCGUACCGCCGGCAAAGUUUCUGCAGUACUUUUCACUGUAAGAGCGCAAUAUGUGCAAUGGCCAAUUUUCCUUCUGCAAAAUUUGAAGUUUGUUGCUCUGCUCUACGGAGAUGAAAGUAAGAGAAGCGAAUAGUUGAAAGGUAUCUGCAGUAAAUGGUAUUAGUUCACAUUUUAGGCAGCUGUGUAACAUUGCUGGCAAUGAUCAAGGGCAGGAGUUGACAAACAUUACUUCUGAGAAGAUGAGAAAAAACACACACACACAAUCUUCACUCAACUAUAUUUAUAUUUUUCUAUCUAAAAACCGAACAAACAAGAUAAACUCUACGUAAUUUGUGUGUUCACAAGGAGAUUAGCGAUGAAGUAGCGGCAAAUGAAAAAGUUUGCUAGCAAUAAAUGGUGCAAAAGGAUUCUAGCGUAUCAAUGAUUGUACUAUCUUUCAAUCAUUUAAACGAAAAGGAAUAGAACUGAGAGCCAAUAGAUGUGUUAAAAAGCCGAACACGACCGACUCGCUGCUAGGGCACUGUUAUAAGGAAGAGAUGUGAAAACGAUCUAUAUAUUCAUAAACAAAGCAAAACAGAGAAAUAUUUUGGAAAAAAAAGCGCUGAUACGUUUUACCGAACAUCAACUAUUUUCAAUCAAACCCAUAUUUAACCCGUUAAAUGCGAUGAUAAAGCGCGUUAUUGAAAGUGCUACUAUUUACAUAUUGCCGGCAUCUAUUUACGAUCGUUCAGCUGCAGCUUUCACUACUGCAGACUGGGUUCUGCUGAAAGAGCGGUCCAAAACAAUACGCAAGUCCACCGUUAUACCGUGGACCUGGACCUAAUGCAAGAUUGUUGGAUAUACGAGCUGAAGUUCGUGACGGUUUAAGUUGAUUUACUUCCACCAGGUCGCACGCAAAUAGGAACGAGAAAAUGGUAGCACGACUCGGACAAUACGGUUCGUACAGGAAAUUUGAGCUCAUUUUUCACAUAUUUUCGUACCGAUAUCUAUUCUACGAUAAGCUCUAGCGUUUUCAAUAGCAAGUUACACUUUAACUAUAACUAUACAGCAACGUGAUUCAAUUUAUUGCAAUUUCUUAAAGUGUUUUUAAACAAAACAAUAACUGUAUUGCAUGAUGUUUUCUCUAUCUGAUUGUGAUAAGCGUAGCGUUCGGUUGUUCAAUCUGUGUUCCAAUGGGUCAAUCCAUUUUCGUACGUAAUGAUCUUUAUUCGAUGAUAUUCACAGCAAUGCAAUGCAGGAGUAGGAGAAAGGACGAUCGAAAAGAGAAUGUUUGUAAUAGAAUGUUAGUAUAUACUAGCUUUAGAUGAGGUAUGCGAACGAGUAACUGUAAGUUUAACAACUUUGAAGGAGUUGAAAUCGUGUAGAAAUUAUGUGAUAAAGCGUGCGAUAGAAGCAAUGCGUUUGCCGAGGUUAAAAUGCAUUGGAUUGAAAUGGAUCAGGUGAUGAAAAAGUGACAAAAGAGAGGGCUUCAUUUAAGCAUUGCAGUAUAUUCAAUUCUACGUAUAAACGGACCAUUUAACAAUCGCUUUUUGGAUGUUUUUAAGAACUUCGAACGAUUAGCUUUCGUACACGACCUCGACCUCGUUUUAGCUACUCAAAAAAGUCAAAAGGAUUCGUUAGCCAAUUGAGUGACUUACGUCAAAUGAUGGACUUAUAAAUAUUUGUCCUCAUUAUGGUUAGUUAUAUUUCCUUCCCACGUUUCAGUACACUUUGGAUAACGAUGCGGUAACAUCACCUUCAAGAGUGUUGUCGUAUGGUAGAAACAGACUCAUCCUUUCAUAUACAGCGGUAAUAGAUGAUUUCAUUUUAAUAAUAGUCGAUUAUUUGAAUGUCAAUGGUUCAUAGGCAAACCUGUUUCAUCUUCUAUAGUUCCGUGAAAGAUGUUAACCAGUUGUAAGCCUUUACUCAAUUACGGUUUCGUUGUCCGUGUUAAUUAUACAUAAUGUUGGAAUUAUAGAUUCCGUUCAUUUCACGUUUAAUCCACGUACUCUAUAAACGCUUAGAAAAAUUCGUCAAUAUUUCCAAAUGAAAUAAAGAGAAAUACAAAAACACAUCUCCGUUAACCGGCACCGCGACGAAUUGAGUGGUAGAAAUAAGCUUGAAGAAUCGGGCAGCGACGAAACCUCGUUCGCAGCAGCAGAUGUAGAACGUACUCUAAUCAAACAAUGAAAACAAAAUAUCACUACAGACAAGUGGACAUUUUAAGUAAACUUAACUACGAUAUUACAA
Messenger RNA from Anopheles funestus (African malaria mosquito), 4882 nucleotides. Its product is annotated as F-box only protein 25. The coding region runs from base 1627 to 2694 and encodes 355 amino acids. The record is from RefSeq and is a predicted model, not a curated record. Gene Ontology annotation, biological process: protein ubiquitination. Lineage: Eukaryota; Metazoa; Arthropoda; Insecta; Diptera; Culicidae. The transcript has 7 exons. Gene Ontology annotation, cellular component: SCF ubiquitin ligase complex; cytoplasm; nucleus.